CUCCAAACUCGCAGGGCUUAGCUCCAGCGCUCGCUCAGCCACCGCGAGCACCUAGAGGGACCAGAGCCGGCCGCACGGCCUGGUGCUGGGUAGGGUCGCAGGCGCCAUGGAUAGCGACGACGAGGUGGUGGAGGAAGCCGUGGAAGGGCACCUGGAUGAUGACGGUUUGCCACACGGGUUCUGCACUGUCACCUAUUCCUCCACGGACAGAUUUGAGGGCAACUUUGUGCAUGGAGAAAAGAAUGGACGCGGGAAAUUCUUCUUCUUUGACGGCAGCACCCUGGAAGGAUAUUAUGUGGAUGAUGCCCUGCAGGGCCAGGGUGUUUACACCUAUGAGGAUGGAGGUGUUCUCCAAGGCACGUAUGUGGAUGGGGAGCUCAAUGGGCCAGCCCAGGAGUAUGACACCGACGGGAGGCUGAUCUUCAAGGGACAGUACAAAGACAACAACCGACACGGAGUGUGUUGGAUCCAUUACCCAGAUGGAGGCAGCCUCGUUGGGGAAGUCAAUGAAGAUGGGGAGAUGACGGGGGAAAAGAUAGCCUAUGUGUACCCUGAUCAGAGGACUGCACUCUACGGGAAGUUCAUUGAUGGAGAAAUGCUUGAAGGGAAACUGGCCACCCUCAUGGCCACCGAAGAAGGGAGGCCACACUUUGAACUGACGUCAGGAAGUUCCGUGUACCACUUUGAUAAAUCGACUUCCUCCUGCAUCUCUAGCGAUGCCCUCCUUCCAGACCCAUAUGAGUCCGAGAGGGUUUAUGUGGCCGACUCUCUCAUCUCCAGUGCUGGAGAAGGACUGUUUUCCAAGGUAGCCGUGGGACCCAAUACUGUUAUGUCUUUCUAUAAUGGAGUCCGAAUUACACACCAGGAGGUCGACAGCAGGGAUUGGGCCCUGAAUGGGAACACUCUCUCCCUGGAUGAGGAGACAGUCAUUGAUGUGCCUGAACCCUAUAACCACGUGUCCAAGUACUGUGCCUCCUUGGGACACAAGGCGAAUCACUCCUUCACUCCAAACUGCAUCUAUGACCUGUUUGUCCACCCCCGUUUUGGGCCCAUCAAGUGCAUCCGCACCCUUCGAGCUGUGGAGGCUGAGGAAGAGCUGACCGUUGCUUACGGCUAUGACCACAGCCCCCCGGGGAAGAGUGGGCCCGAAGCCCCUGAGUGGUAUCAGGUGGAGCUUAAGGCCUUCCAGGCCACCCAGCAAAAGUGAAAGGCUUGGCCCUGGGUUCCAGAGACCUGGAAUAGAAACUUGGAUCUAUGCACUACAUUUAUCUGACAACGGGACAACCAGGGACUGUUCAUGCCGUGACGUCACAUCCUCUCACCCUGCGUUAGCAACGACUCUCUCGCAUACUAACUAGGUUUGACUGUAUUACUCAUACCAGAUUUAAAAUUAGCUAGCCUUGCAACAAUGCCCUACUGAGAGGUACUGUCGAACUGUAGACAACAUGAUGUUCUUUGAUGGUUGGAGUCUAAAUCUGGACCAUGUUCAGAGAUACCAAAUGAUUAGGCUGAAAAAGGGAAAUGGGGGUUCUUUGAUCAGUUUUGGGGUUUUUUUUGUUUGUUUGUUUUGUUGAUGAUGGCUUUUUUUGUUUUUUGGUUUUUUUUUUUUUUGUUUUCCAUGAUGUUUUCUCUAUGGCCAGUGCAAAUGGUGUUCGGUCACCCUUGCAUGUUGCCAACAGCAGGGCAGGAAGCGAUAAUAUCUUUAUAUACAUGUAGGGUCAUUUGCCUUUUAACCUUUGAUCUGUAUCUCUUGCAAUAGAAUGGCUUUGUUUUUUGUUGUUACUCUCCUAGUGAACUGAAGCCCAGUCUUUUGAGCCAUUUCUUUAGCUUCACUAUGUUAGCUCUACUUUACAAGAGAAAGCUUCCAAACGGAUUGUGCAUUCGUAGCAGUGUACAGGUCUCUCUGGUUCUUUCUCUACCACUUCAUUCUUAUGUCCUGAUAUAAAGCCCUGGCUCAUAGGGCCAGAGUCUUAUUAUAGACUUACUAUCUCUAUUCUCGCAUGUAAACAAAGAUAUCUUUGCUUUCAGAUGUGAGAAGAAAUGAACUUACCUUGUUUGCAUUAAGUUAUGAAAGAGCUGUAAGAUAUACUUUCAGGAAGAAGAGAGGAAAAUUAGUAUUUCUAAGCAGUUGUUCUGGCAAUUUUGCAGUAUCUUCAGUAGUGUGGGUAAUUCUUUUUCUUCUUGGGUACACAUUAAUUGUACAUAACCUAGUGCAGUCUGGCUUGUGACACAGCUCACUGAAUUCAAACACAGUAGCCAAUGUGCAUUCCAAAGCAGAAUGCAAAAUCCUCUCUGAAGUCAGUGUCACGAAGGCAGACAUGCUGAUCACUAGGUCCAAACCAGAUCUUUAGCUGAAGCUUCUCAUCACAGCGAUUUCAGAGCACUUAGCUGCUUCCAGGAGCUUGAAGCCAAGAGCUCGCACCUGCGCGGCUAAUCCCGCUAGUGUUUCAGCCUCCUCACGAAGCCAUAUGUAAUCACAACUGCAGAAAUACAGAGAAAACCCCCAUUAUUUUAGUUUAGCACAUUAGAUCUGUAACAUAACUGGAUCGCUCUGAAUGAAUGCCGAGUUUGGGGGCACCUCCCCAAGGCGUCGCUCCAUCACCAAGAAGGCCUGGGUACAAGAGUGCUGAAGCCUGCUGCUGUCAGCAGUGCUACUGUAGCCUGUGUCGGUUUAGGCUUAGGAGCUAAAGCUUUCCAAGCUGCCGUAGAUCGUUGAGGGAGCUGGAAAUGGGGAAAGAUGCUUAACUUGGGAGUGGGUGGGAAUGGAGGGAGGAGACGGCUAGAGAGAGGUUUUGAUAUUCUGUGGUCAGUUGCAUCUUGUUCUUCAUGGCUUUCACGAGUGCUCCAUCCGGGGCUGUGACAGAGCUUGUCCAUCAGACAGCCCCAGGUGGAGACCUCAGCCCUCAGUUAUGAUAGCCACACCUCGGCUCUUUCACAAGCUUCCUGACAGACCUAACGUCAGGCUGUGCACCCAGGUGACCCAUGCUUCCUGGGAGUGCUAGCCACAUACCUGUUCCAAAGCUUAAGGAGACAGUUCCCUCGGGAGAAACAUCCUCAGGACUUGUGAGGAGCCUCCUGCAAAGCGGGCAAGUCAGCAGGAUAGGAUGGCUUCUGUUCUGUAGAAAGAGACCAUUCAGUAAACUGUGACAGAAGGUCCAGUCUGUGGAUUUGAAUUCCGUGAGGAGCUUUUAUGUAAAUGUGUCCAAAGAGGAGUUGGCUGCAUUGGGGAGAAAGAUGGCUGACUUCAGUCGCCAGAUGAGACAGAGGAAGAGAGGGUAGGUCCCACCUCCAGUUGCCUGGGCUCACAGGAUUUCACACUUGGGGAUGGAACCUUAUCCUCAGUUGCUAAAGGGGCUCAACCUCUAUCCUAAAGGGCUACUCCCUCUAGCAAUCUCAUCCAAAUGGAACUCAAAAACAAUUUGGGGGGCUUGAGGGCCAGCAAUAUGGUUUAGCAGGUAAAGGUGCUUGUUGCCAAGCCUAUAGCCUAUACAGUAGAAGGGGAGAACCAACUCCUGAAAGCUGUCCUCUGACCACACCCAGCGUGCCAUGCACACACUGCUCCACACACACACAAAUGUGGCAGGGAAACAGGCUGAUGUUCUUUUCCCAUUCCACAGUGGAGGAAGACAUACUGACUUCAAACCCAGCAAUGUGUCUGUGGCCCUGAGACAAAUCACAGGAAGCCAUUCUCACAGCUGAGCCUCUCUCUCCCCUCUUGUGUGUUUCCGGUGCCUUUCUUCCGCUGUGUGAAAAGCCUAGGUGUAUGUGCAGAAUGGCAGCCCUGCUGAUUGCUCCACCUCUUUAUGUCUUAAGUUCUGCUCCUCUCUUGCCGGACUCUGCCUUUCCCUGACUGUGACCCACUGUUUCCCCACCACCACCACCUCCCCCUUCCCUCUCCCUCCCCCUCCUUCCCCUUUCCUCUCCCUCUCCAAAAUACCCAGCAUCAUUACAGGUUGCAACUGUUAAAGAGGCCAGAACGUCACUGUGGGACAGAGAAGCGGACAGCGUAGGAAUUAGCUGCUGAGGGAGAUUGGGGUUUGCUCCUUGCUUGAACCAAAAUGGAAAAGCCUCAGAAUGGCCUUCUACUUCACAUCUGCUGUAGAAGGGAAUAGGAAGCAGACAAAUCUGGUCGUCUCUCAGGAUCAUAUUCACAAACAGGCAUGAUUUGAGAUUCUAUGUGGUAGAGAAAAAGAAUUAACUGUCUGCUGUCUUCCAAACAGCUGGAGCUUGCACACUUGCCUGACGCCUUGGUCAGGGGACUCAUUCAGAGCUGUCUCAGUCCAACCCUGCAUGACUUGAUUCAUCUUUAGCAUCUUUUCUAUGAUGAACUAUUAUUACCUUGUGUUAGAGUUAGGAGUUAGGACUAGGAAUUAAUCCACAGAGCAUGUUCCCCUACUGGGGCAUUUGCUGGAACUAACAAAAGCAAAAAUAAGAACUGAAUUUAGGACACAAAAGAAUGAUAAGGUUACAAAGUAACAGGCAGAAGACUUGAGUUUCUUAUUACGGAUUCUUAUUUUCUUAUUUUAACCGUCUCAAUUCCUGAUCUCCCCAGCAACUAAAAAGGAAACUUUUUUUUUUUUUUUUUUUUUUUUUGGUCAAGGCCUCUUUGACCGUGACUGGGACAAGAAUUCAGCCUUAUUACCCUUUGGGGUUCAUCAGACUUGAAAAACUAUUUCCUUAUCACCAAACCACACACACACACACCAACAAGGCCAUGUAAUCAUUUACAACAUUUAAUUGUGACAAUUAAAACUGUCUUGGACUGCAGAGAAAGCUCAGGUCCAACAUUUGCCUAGCAACUCGAGGCCCUGAUUUACAUCCCUGGUACCGGGGGUGGAAGGGUCGAUUAUGAAGAAUGAAUUAAAAGGUUGUCCUAGUGAGACAUUAUUGGCAUUUUUAUUAAUUUCACUUAAUUGGUUUUUUUUUUUUUAAAUCUAAAUUUCUCACUGCAAAAUGCAUUUCCAAAUCUUCCAGGAAGAUCGAGGAUUCUGGACUCUGGUUAUUCACCGACAGCCACAUCAAAUUCUGUCUUCAAAGUAGAGAUUUAGAAUCCAGACAUCUUUUUGUUUUAGACAAACAAGCAAAAAUUAUGUUGCAAGAUGGAUAGUUGCAAUGUUUCUUUGCUGCAGAUCAAAGGUUCACAAAUAUAUUCAAUUUACAGGUACAUGAGGUACCUUGAGAGAUUCCCCCAGCACACCUUGGGUUGUUUUCUCUUCAGAAAUUUUAAGCUCUGGUGUCAGGGUUUUUUUGGUUUGGAUUUUAGUUUUGGGGGGUUGUUUUGG
Arvicanthis niloticus (Nile rat) is the source of this 5282-nucleotide messenger RNA. It is a transcript of the gene Setd7, whose product is annotated as SET domain containing 7, histone lysine methyltransferase. Gene Ontology annotation, biological process: heterochromatin organization; regulation of DNA-templated transcription; peptidyl-lysine monomethylation. Gene Ontology annotation, molecular function: chromatin binding; protein binding; histone H3K4 monomethyltransferase activity. Lineage: Eukaryota; Metazoa; Chordata; Mammalia; Rodentia; Muridae. The record is from RefSeq and is a predicted model, not a curated record. Gene Ontology annotation, cellular component: chromosome; nucleus.